Cuscuta campestris is the source of this 1916-nucleotide messenger RNA. The record is from the annotation of a GenBank genome assembly. Lineage: Eukaryota; Viridiplantae; Streptophyta; Magnoliopsida; Solanales; Convolvulaceae.
CGUUUUGGUCGGCAGCGACUUCGUCUCCCACCACUCAAGCUCUAUAUAUCGAUCUCCCCUUUCAAGUCUCAACCCGCCAUCAAUUUAUCCUCUUCUAUCCACGUUGCCGAACCCUCCGCCGGCGGGACGGCGUAAUCAAAGCUCUUAGUGGCCGCCUAAGUUUAAGGAAAUGCCGGCAAACGUUUGACUCACAAUCACGCAAUGCCGGCUCCAAUUUGAAGUAGGAUUGGUGUGGUGACAAUAGACCAAAUAGUACGUACUGGUGUUCCAUCUAGUCGGUACGGGAAAGCAAUGGGGUGUUUUUUUCCUCCAAGAUUUUCUGUUCGGAUGAGCAAGCCGGAGGUGGUGGCGCCGAAGACUGAGACCCCGCGGGAGAAGAAGCCACUGUCGGACAUCGACGACCAGGCCAGCCUCCGGUACCAAUUGCCAAUGCUCUGGUUUUAUGAGGCCAAGCCGUCCAUGCAGGGCGUGGACGACCCCGCCACCCUCAUGAAGGAUGGCCUGGCCAAGGCUCUAGUGUUCUACUACCCUUUGGCAGGCCGCCUCUUCGAGGAGCCCAACAAGAAGUUGAUUGUGGACUGCAAUGGGGAAGGUGUGCUCUUUGUGCGAGCGGAAGCUGAUGUAGCCUUGGCUAAGCUCGGCCGCUUCAUACAGUCGCCGUGCCCGUAUCUUAAGAAGCUUCUGUAUCAUGUGCCGGGCUCUGGCAAAAUCACUGGCACCCCUCUUCUGCUUGUUCAGGUAACACAAUUCACUUGCGGCGGAUUUGCACUUGGUGUCCGGUUGAACCACACCAUGGUGGACGGCUACGGCAUCGUCCUCUUCUUAAACGCCGUUUGUGAGUUGGCGAACGGGGCUUCGGUGCCCUCUAUUCUCCCUGUUUGGGAGAGAGAGCUCCUCCUGACAGCUGCAGGGCCAAACAGAACUGGCGCAAGCUGCAGUAGACUCUCUGGCAACCUCCAGGGCUUGUACGGGUCGGUCGCGCGUCGCAGGCGCUUCUUCAAGCCGCUCGACAUGGAGGCGUGGGGCAGCGUGAUUCUCAACUUUGAUAAGCUUGCAGCGAUGCCACGCUUCUUCUUCUUCCCAGGAAGACUUAGGCCACUCGUGCUCCAACGCUCCUUCAUCCUCGACUCGAAGGAGAUCCAGGCUCUGAAGAAUAAGGUUUUGAUGCAAGGCUACGGCCAGUGCACGACGUUCGAGGUUGUUGCUGCCUGUCUAUGGAAAUGCCGCACUGUGGCAUUGCAAUCCGACCCGUCCUUGACGGUUCGGGUUACGUUCCCCAUGGACAUUCGUGGAAGAUUCUCCACGACGGGGUUGUCGCUCCCCGGGGGCUACUACGGGAAUGCCAUUGUGAUGCUCUCCGCCUCCACCACUGCAAAGAAGUUAAGCGAGAGCCCCAUCGGUUACGCCAUCGAGCUGAUCAGAGAGGCAAAGGGCAAACUGAGCUCCGACUACGUGAACUCAGUGAUGGAUCUCAUGGCGUGCAACGGGCGGCCGAGGAUGUCUGUGAUUGGGGGGAACAUAUUGGUUUCGGACAUUUCAAGAAUCGGUCUCGAAAAACUCGACUUUGGUUGGGGAGAUGCGAUAUUCGCCGGCGUCUCCACCGCCGCCUAUGGAGCCACCUUCCUAGAGCGCUUAGAGAGUGCUACCGGCGGUUCGGAGAGGAGCAUUUUGGUGCCCAUUGCCUUGCCUCACAUUUCUAUGAUGAUUUUCAAACGCGAGUGGAAGAAGAUAAAAGCUUAAACACGGGUUUAAAUUAAAAAAUAUUUGCACUAAAUAGCAAUAAAACAUAAGUCAUUUUUCUACAUAGCACUUAAACUAUUUUAUUCUCUAGAUAGCAAUUAAUAAUGUCCAGGAGGAGCUGAGGAAUAGUUUCGAGUAAUGGCAAACAUUUACUUGAAUAAAGACUAAUGGAUAAU